Messenger RNA from Photinus pyralis (common eastern firefly), 2099 nucleotides. RefSeq names its product protein phosphatase 1D (gene Pp2C1). Gene Ontology annotation, molecular function: cation binding; mitogen-activated protein kinase binding; protein serine/threonine phosphatase activity. Gene Ontology annotation, biological process: protein dephosphorylation. Lineage: Eukaryota; Metazoa; Arthropoda; Insecta; Coleoptera; Lampyridae. The transcript is spliced from 4 exons. Bases 132 to 1844 code for a protein of 570 amino acids. Gene Ontology annotation, cellular component: cytosol; nucleus. The record is from RefSeq and is a predicted model, not a curated record.
ACUUGACACACUUAAAAAUUGACAGUUACAUUUAACCAAAAAAUGUGAGAGGGAAGGUUUUUAGUGUUAAAAAUAAUAGAAUUUGUACCUGAAAAUUGGUUUUAUCGCUGUAUUUAUGUUUGGAUGUAAUUAUGCCCGCGUCUAUCGGUGUUAAUUUGCGUGUGACUGGCAACUGCUGCCAAGGCGGGAGGAAGUACAUGGAAGAUUUUUUUUCUGUUGCUUACCAACAAACUGAGGAUGAGAGGGAUCUCGAGUACGCUUUUUUCGGCAUAUACGACGGUCACGGGGGUGCGGAGGCCGCGCUGUACGCCAAGGAGCAUCUGAUGGAGUUAAUUGUUAGGCAGAAGAAUUUCUGGAGCGAUAACGACGAGGAUGUUUUGAAAGCGAUUAAGGAAGGGUACAUAGCAACCCACUACGCUAUGUGGAAGGAGCAAGCCAAAUGGCCGAAAACACCGUCCGGACUUCCGAGUACGGCCGGCACGACCGCCAGCAUAGCGUUUAUACGGCGAGGGAAAAUUUAUAUCGGUCACGUGGGCGAUUCUGGAAUAGUCUUGGGUUACCAAAACUCGGAUUCGCCGGAUUGGUUAGCGAAACCGCUAACGAAGGAUCACAAACCGGAAAGCGCCGGUGAAAUACAACGGAUUAAGCAAUGCGGGGGGAAGGUGGUUUCGAAAUCCGGUGUGCCUCGGGUCGUGUGGAAUCGUCCACGGUUGGGACACCAAGGUCCGAUCCGUCGCUCGACCCCGAUAGACGAAAUUCCGUUUCUGGCGGUCGCGCGCAGUCUCGGCGACCUGUGGUCGUACAAUUCUCAGCUGGACGAGUUCGUGGUGUCGCCCGAUCCGGACUGCAUGGUGAUCCCGAUCGAUCCGAACUCGUUUCGGUGUCUAAUUUUCGGCACGGACGGCCUCUUCAACAUGCUAAAGCCGCAGACCGCCGUGUGCAUCGUGCACGGCGCGGAGAGGCACAACGAAAUCGCGGCGUUAAGCGACGACCGAAGCAAAGUGUGGAUCAAUCCGAGCAAGUUUCUGGUGGAGCAUGCGUUAGAUCGGUGGUCCGUGAUGAGAAUGCGCGCCGACAACACCUCGGUCAUCACUCUCCUGCUCGACCCGCCCGGCCCGCCGCGUGCCGAGGUGCUGCAAAAUCGCAAGUGCAAGGCGUAUCCGGAUAGCGGGCUAGAGAUAGUAACCCGCUUCGAGGGCGGCGCGGAGGCGGCCCCCAAGCGACCGUUCGCCGACGAAGACAAGCCGAACGUCGAUCAGAACAUCCAAGUCAACAGUAGAGAAGUCGGCGAGGCGACGACGUCCCUGAAACCCACAUGCGAAAUUAGUACAAAUACAGAUCUAGAACGGAACAUACCAAAGAGUCGCGAGAGUCUGAGCUACGACGUGCGCGAACCCGAAAACGUCCAAAUCCACGAGAUCUCGUCGAGCUCGAACGACGAGGACGCGCCCGAGACGACGAAGACCAGGCCCAAGAUCGACCGCACGUGCAAGAAGUCGAUAACGCAAACGCUCAAGAUCCAGAAGAAGUCCAAAAAAUUGAAGGAGGAGGUUCUCGCCGUGCGACAGCUCCGGGUGCGGACGAGGUCGGGCGCCGCGACCGCCGAAAAGGUGUGGACGAACGCGUCGAUUUUCCUGCGGAAACGGAAUGUGCUUAGAACGUCGCGGUUGGAGGGACCGUCGCGCGCCCGACGGAGCAACUUGGAGAACACGAAGAAGAACGAGACGAAACAGAAAAAGGAAAGCGUACAGAAACGGUUACGCGGCCGACCGUUGGAGAUGAAGAACAACGUAGGAUAUCUACCGAGAUACGGAUUAAGGAAGGACUUUAGUAGUAGUAGGUAGAGGAGGCGUACGAAGAAUUCUUGUGUAUUUUUACAAUUUUAUUUUUGCAUUAAUUUUAAGUCAAUUUUAUUUUGUACGAUAAGGAGUUUUUAACAAAAUUAGUUCGUAAGAUUCAAGACUUUGGUGCCUUUUUGUUAGUUUUCGAAAUUUUACCGAGCGGAAUCGUUUAUUCACGUUCAAUAAAGAAGAACCUAAUGCAUAUUUUCUGUAAUAAAAAGAGAACAAAAAUAGGAAAAUAAAAAUUAUUUUGUGACA